AUGAUUCGUCAACUAUAUCGUCCACUUUUAAAUUCCACACGAAGAUUUGCCGAUGUACCGAAGAAGAAUCUAAAAGAGAAGGCAAUGGUCGACAAAACUCCAAAAGGGGCUCUCGACAAAACAGAAGAAAAACAAUUCGAAGAUCCUCAUCUGAAAAAGCAUCCAGGAGGAGUGAACAAGAAUACUGGAGAAGUCGGUGGACCAGCAGGACCCGAACCAACUAGAUACGGAGAUUGGGAACGAAAGGGACGAGUCACUGAUUUCUAA
Messenger RNA from Caenorhabditis remanei, 267 nucleotides. RefSeq lists its product as uncharacterized. Gene Ontology annotation, cellular component: mitochondrion. Bases 1 to 267 code for a protein of 88 amino acids. NCBI's taxonomy places the organism in Eukaryota, Metazoa, Nematoda, Chromadorea, Rhabditida, Rhabditidae. Gene Ontology annotation, biological process: mitochondrial respiratory chain complex II assembly. The record is from RefSeq and is a predicted model, not a curated record. The transcript has 2 exons.